Molecule: messenger RNA, 1480 nt
Organism: Babjeviella inositovora NRRL Y-12698
Lineage: Eukaryota; Fungi; Ascomycota; Pichiomycetes; Serinales
Gene: LTV1
Product: Ltv1p
Exons: 1
Coding region: 36-1439 (467 amino acids)
Biological process (GO): ribosomal small subunit biogenesis; ribosomal small subunit export from nucleus
Cellular component (GO): nucleus; cytosol; preribosome, small subunit precursor
Source: RefSeq, a predicted model, not a curated record
UCCCCUCCCCACAAACCAUUCCUAACACAACCAUUAUGUCGUCAAAGAGAAGAUUCGACAAGAAGAAGGCGCAGACCUAUGCGAUGGUCUUCCGUUCGCACGAAGAUCCGUUGUUUCAUGACACAGAAGCGCCGGAGCACGUGUUCGUGGCGGUAGACAACCCCAACGAAGCGCGCAAAGCGUCAGUGCUCGCGGCCAAAAGCCAGGAGGCGGCCAAGAGACGUUUCAACACCGGUAAGGAGCUCGAGCUUGACUUUGAGGAACAAAUCGCCCAGGGUAGCAUCAGGCCCAACGAGGGUGAGGCCGCUGUGUACGGGAUCACGUACGACGACUCCAAGUACGAUUACAUGCAGCACUUGAAGCCGAUUGGGCGUGGCGACGGUGUGUUCAUGCCGAAAAAGGGUGUUGAGGAUGUCAAGAAGAACACUGGCGAACUCGUGUUCCGUGACGAUGCCCCCGAUAUCAGGCAGCUUGUGGAGGAGAAGGAGCUCCUUGCGGCGCCGAGCCAGGUCCAGGUCAAGGCGACGUACCAGGAUCAGCAGAACGUGCAAGAUGCGAUCGCGGGGUUUAGACCGGAUAUGGAUCCGCGGCUUAGAGAGGUCUUGGAGGCGUUGAACGAUGAGGCGUAUCUCGAUGAGUCGCACGACGUUGACGACGGCGACGUCUUUGGUGACUUGUUGCAGGGCGGCGAGGCCGAUGAAGCCGAGUUCUUUGGCGAUGAGUAUGAAGAGGACUGGGAUCUCGACAACUUCGAGGACGAAUACAGUCAGUACGACGAGCCGGAGCAGCGAGAGUACGUAGAGCAGCAGCAGAAGAGCGAGAACCCCGAGACGAAUCAGGACUGGGAAUCCCAUUUCAAGUUAUUCAAGCAGAAGCAGAAGGCUGUGGCGAAUGACUGGGACUCGGACGACGAUUUUGAAGCGGAAGAAGCGGAGGAGGACCAAGUGGGCGAUUUACCGGAAUUUGGGGCCAAAAAGGUGAGCAAGACCAAGCAGAGAAAGAAGAAGGGGGCCAUGACCGAUACUUCUGCGUUCUCCAUGACAUCCUCCGCGUUGUUCCGUACCGAAGGCUUGACCUUGUUAGACGACCGCUACGACCGCCUUGUUAAGAGCACAUACAAGAAGUCGCUCAGCGGGUUUGGUAACGAGGACCGCUACGGAGAGGAUGGUGAGGUGGCGUAUUCGUCCGAGGAGGAAGAGGAGUAUACACCGUUUGAGAUGGCCAACGAGAGACCGGACUUUGAGAACAUGUUGGAUGACUUCUUGGACAACUAUGAGCUCGAGGGGGGCAGGCGUUUAGUGCCGAAGGACGCGGAGAUCCAAAAGUUGAAAGACGCGUCGGAUUUGGUCAGUAAAGGAAAGUUGGCUGCCAAGAGAAAUCAGAUGAAGACCAAGGGGGUCAAUGGAAUCACCACAGGGUUGAAUGCGUUGAGGUUCUAAGUGUAUCAAAUUGUAUAAUAAAUUAAUGGUUAUGGAAACCC